Messenger RNA from Cucumis sativus (cucumber), 1113 nucleotides. RefSeq names its product recQ-mediated genome instability protein 2. The coding region runs from base 80 to 574 and encodes 164 amino acids. Gene Ontology annotation, biological process: maintenance of rDNA; regulation of sister chromatid segregation; DNA repair. The record is from RefSeq and is a predicted model, not a curated record. The transcript is spliced from 4 exons. Gene Ontology annotation, cellular component: nuclear speck; cytosol. NCBI's taxonomy places the organism in Eukaryota, Viridiplantae, Streptophyta, Magnoliopsida, Cucurbitales, Cucurbitaceae.
GGGUUACAUUUGCUAUGUAUUUAUAGAACAGCCAAGUUUUUUCAAAAAAAAUUUAGAGCAAUUUUGGAAGAAGACGGACAUGGACUACAGCUUAGGAGCCUUGAAGCUUCUAUGCCGGCAGCUCAAAGACGCCCGCGGAACUCCGUCCCACCCCACCGCCAAUCUUGGCGGCAUUCUCUUCCAACGCGCCUGGCUUCAGGGGAUUUUGGUCUCCGUCGACAAGGAAAAUGGUAAAUUGAUUCUCGAUGACGCCACCGGCACCGUCGAGCUCUCCCUCUCUCGCGACUUCCUUCUCCGCCCUUGGAGUCUCGGUAUUUUCCCUACUACUUCCCCGUUCUCUUUUUUGCUGCUGCAUUUUGAGUUGGAUUCUCUCGCUUUCUUUUUUUGUUUUUGUUCAGGGAUGUAUGUGAUGGUUGUUGGCGCUUUUCUCUUUCGGACGAAUGAACUGCCCUUUAUUGUGGUCCACAAGAUUAUUGAUCUUUCAAAGUCUCCUAAUCGAGAGGCAAUGUGGUACCUUGAAGUCAUGGAAGCAUACAAAUUGUUCUAUGAACCUCUUGUCGAAGACUUUUUGUAACUUGUUUUGUCGACCUAAAAGGACAUAUAUACCUUCAAUGCGGAGAUGGAUAUGGAGAAAUCCUUGGAUUGGACCAAAAAUGUAGAAAUUCUUGGUGGGAAAAUUUGGUACAAAUGCACACAUCACAAAACUUGUAAAGAUUUUCAGAUUGUAGAUGGAUAUGGAGAAAUCCUUGGAUUGGACCAAAAAUGUAGAAAUUCUUGGUGGGAAAAUUUGGUACAAAUGCACACAUCACAAAACUUGUAAAGAUUUUCAGAUUGUAGAUGUUAUUUCAUUCAAAAGGGGAUGUUGUUUGCAUGCCAAAUACUUCUCUCUUUGGGAGCCUAUAAUUCAUGGUAUUCCUGUGGAGGCCUUACCAGGUAUUGUGGUAGGGAUAAAACCGUAGAUGUCAUAUGAUCGAUAUCGAACUCUUUGAUGUACAAAUAUAUAGACAUAUUGGUGGAUACUUUCAUUUUUGCUUUAUUCGAAGAUGUAUUUUAUUAGCCAAAUAACAAAGGGCUCGAUUCAAAACAUUGAAGUAUACCAUCCUUUACCUAUCC